AUGUUUGAAAUUACCAAUAUACCCUUACCUACCCUGAUUAACGUCAUUCACAUUCAUUCACGUAUCACAGUUUCUUCUUGUUCUCUCCGCUCACGCACUCCUCUCGCAUCUCGACCGCAUCUUGACCUGCAACAAACACCGGCGACGCCGGCGACCUGCAACACCGGCGACAACGUGCGAACUGCAACCCCGCGAGCGAUCAGUCAUCCUGGUCAUCGAGAAUUCUUCAACGUUGCUGCUACUGAAUUGGGAGAUGAAAUGGUUGAUUGGUUUGCUUUUAUUAUCUUUAUUGUGAUUCUUUUUGUUGCUGACUUUUUAAUUUUGAAUGCAUGUCUGUUCUUGGUGGCGCAUCAUCUUUUGAUUAAAAGACUCAGAAUUUGAUUUCUAGUUAUCAAACUGGUGUUUGAAUAUAUGACUGUUCUUGGUGGUGCACCAUCUGUUUGAUGAAAAGAUUCUUAGAAUUCGGUUUCUUGAUAUGAAAUCGGUGUUCGAU
Molecule: messenger RNA, 493 nt
Organism: Lactuca sativa (garden lettuce)
Lineage: Eukaryota; Viridiplantae; Streptophyta; Magnoliopsida; Asterales; Asteraceae
Source: RefSeq, a predicted model, not a curated record